This is a messenger RNA of Cygnus atratus (black swan), 4001 nucleotides long. RefSeq names its product leucine rich repeat containing 8 VRAC subunit B (gene LRRC8B). The coding region runs from base 436 to 2844 and encodes 802 amino acids. Gene Ontology annotation, molecular function: protein binding. The record is from RefSeq and is a predicted model, not a curated record. The transcript is spliced from 5 exons. Lineage: Eukaryota; Metazoa; Chordata; Aves; Anseriformes; Anatidae.
GUGGAUCCCCAGGAGCCACUCAGCAGCAGAGUAAAUAAGAACCAAACCUAGAAAGUUAGGUUUCAGUCUGUUACUCAAGCAAUUAUGAACCUUAUAGCCAUUAGGUUCUGUGUUCUGACUUAAUAUUUUUCCUUUUAUUUUUAGCACAACAAAGUGUUCCUGGUUUUAUAAUUUAAUGAAAUAUUAAUUUGUUUUCCUAGCCUAUUGCUGACAAAAAGAAAAGCAUGGCAGAUCAUGGAGACAGACAUUUCAUUUUAAGAGCAUAUUACAACCAUCCUGUCCUUCUUCAGCUGCUUUACCUUGAGCCGGCCUGAAUGAAGACAAAUGUGAAGAUGGCAUGUCCAAGGAAUUUUAAAAGGUGUAGACCUCCUGACUGAGAGGUGCUGUAUAUUUCAUUCUCUUUAAUAAACUGCUGUUCUCUCACAGGUGAAAGUCAUGAUCACGCUAACAGAACUCAAAUACUUAGCAGAUGCCCAGUCAUCCUACCACAUACUAAAACCAUGGUGGGAUGUCUUCUGGUAUUACCUCACCAUGAUAAUGCUGCUAGUUGCUGUGCUUGCUGGGGCUCUCCAGCUUACUCAAACCAGAGUGUUGUGUUGUCUUCCUUGCAAGCUAGAAUUUGACAAUCAUUGUGCCGUGCCUUGGGAUUUAGUUAAAACCAACCUUAACAUGUCUGCUAGCUCUACAGCACAGAUAAUCAUCCCGCUUAAAAUCCAGAAUGAUCUCCAUCGGCAGCAGUAUUCCUAUAUUGACGCAGUAUGUUAUGAGAGACAGCUUCAUUGGUUUGCCAAAUUUUUUCCAUACCUAGUGCUUCUGCAUACCUUUAUUUUUGCAGCUUGCAGUAAUUUCUGGCUUUACUAUCCUAGUACAAGUUCCAGGCUUGAGCACUUCGUAGCAAUUCUUCAGAAGUGUUUUGAUUCUCCAUGGACAACACGUGCCCUCUCAGAAACAGUUGCUGAGCAGUCUGUGAGGAAGUUGCCAAUAGCCAAAUCCAAAGCAGUGAUUUCAUCACCUGGGAGUUCAGUAGAUAUAGGGGCUAGCAGACAGUCCCUGCCAUAUACACAACCUGGCUUGGAAACAACUGGAAGAGAAAACUCCUCGAGUGUUCUUGACAAAAAAGAAGGGGAACAAGCUAAAGCUAUAUUUGAAAAAGUGAAGAAAUUCAGAGUACACGUUGAAGAGAAGGAUGUCAUAUAUAAAGUGUAUAUGAAACAGAUCAUAGUCAAAGUCAUUGUGUUUGUAAUAAUAAUAAUUUAUGUUCCCUAUUAUUUAUCCUUCAUUACACUUGAAAUAGAUUGUGUAGUUAAUGUUCAAGCCUUUACAGGCUACAAAAGGUACCAGUGUGUUUAUUCACUAGCAGAAAUUUUUAAAGUUCUGGCUUCGUUUUAUGUUGUUUUAGUGAUCUUCUAUGGCUUAACUUGUACAUACAGUUUGUGGUGGAUGUUAAGAAGUUCACUUAAGCAAUAUUCUUUUGAGAAGCUGAGAGAGAAGAGUAACUACAGCGAUAUACCUGAUGUAAAGAAUGACUUUGCAUUUAUUCUCCACUUGGCAGAUCAGUAUGAUCCUCUUUAUUCCCAACGAUUUUCAAUAUUCUUGUCUGAUUUGAGUGAAAACAAACUGAAACAGAUUAAUCUGAACAAUGAAUGGUCAGUGGAAAAACUGAAAAAUAAACUAGUAAGAAAUUCCCAGGACAAGAUUGAACUUAACCUUUUUAUGUUAAAUGGUCUUCCAGACAGCGUAUUUGAACUGACAGAAAUAGAAGUCCUAAGCUUGGAACUUAUUCCCGAAGCCAAACUUCCUUCUGCUGUGACCCAGCUAGUCAAUCUCAAAGAACUCAACGUUUAUCAUUCAUCACUAACUAUGGAUUAUCCAGCAGUGAGCUUUUUAGAAGAAAAUCUGAAAACAUUACGUCUGAAAUCGAGUGAGAUGGGAAGAAUUCCCUUUUGGGUCUUUCAUCUGAAAAACCUUAAAGAAUUGUGCUUAACGGGAUAUUUCGUGCUAGAUCAUCACAACUCCAUUUACAAUGAAAGCUUUCAGGGACUAAAAAGUCUGAGAUCAAUUCACUUAAAAACCAACCUUUCCCGUAUACCUCAAGUGGUUACAGAUCUUCUGCCUUCUUUGCAACACUUGUCUAUCAACAACGAGGGAAAUAAAUUGAUAGUGCUAAAUAACUUGAAGAAGCUGGUAAACCUGAGAACCUUGGAAUUAAUCUGCUGUGAUCUAGAGCGCAUUCCCCAUUCUAUUUUCACCCUAAACAAUUUGCAUGAAAUUGACUUAAAAGAAAAUAAUCUCAGAACAGUGGAAGAAAUAAUUAGUUUUCAGCAUCUUAAGAACCUUUCUUGCUUAAAACUGUGGCACAACAGCAUUUCAUAUGUUCCAGUGCAGAUUGGUGCAUUAUCAAACCUGGAACAACUGUAUCUAAAUUACAAUAAUAUUAAAAAUGUUCCAUUGCAGCUAUUUCUUUGCAAAAAGUUGCAAUAUUUGGAUCUUAGCUAUAAUAAGCUAACCUCUAUACCUGAAGAAAUCAGUUAUCUGACCAAUCUGCAGUACUUGGCUUUGACAAAAAACCAUAUUGAAAUGCUGCCUGAUGGAUUAUUUCAGUGCAAAAAGCUGCAAUUUCUUCUUCUGGGAAAUAACAGUCUGAUGAAUUUGUCCCCUUGUGUGGGUCAGCUACUGAAUCUUGUUCAAUUAGAGCUCAUUGGAAACUAUCUUGAAUCACUUCCUGCUGAACUAGAAGAAUGUCAGUUCCUAAAACGGAAUAGUCUAAUUGUAGAAGAAAGGUUGUUAAAAACACUUCCACCUCGUGUAAGGGAGCGUUUGCAGACAUGCUCAGAUAAGUGCUAAGCUUGAAAUGAAACUCUAUAUCAGUGCAUCCUGUAAGCCUUUUCACUUAAUACUCUCUAAAGAUCUGUAUAGAUGGAGAGAAUAGCAGUUUACAGAUUAGUCUUAAACCUAAAUGCAUUGAACAGAGUUUAUUGUAUUGGAAAAUAAAAAUGUUUGGACUUGAACAAAAAAUACAGCCUUUAACAGGUAAUCACAUAUUUGGAAAGUCUGAAAUAUGAAUUGCCAAUUUGAUUCUACUAUUUGAAAUAACUUAGUUAAACGUCUAUGAUGGUAUCGGAAUGGAAGAGUUGAUUGCCUGGCUACAGUGAGUGUGUGUAUAUACUUUUUUUUUCCUAUGGGAAAUUUAUUUCUGUUGAUAGUGAUAAUUUUAAACAGUUUCAUCUCCUGCCAUAUGAGGCCUAAAAACUGUCUGGAAUUAGUUUCUAAAUGUGAACUCUUCACUAACUUAGAAUAUCUUAAAUUGAGAAUUUAAACUAUUUGAGCAGUUCAAUUGCAUGGGAUAUACUGAAAAUCAUUUUUCAAGAUACCUUAAUUUUUGAAGAUUUUUGACAAGUACUAAGCAUUAAUUUUAUAAUCGUGGAAGAUGCCAUUUAUGUCUUGCUAUUAAAACCAGUUGGGCAAUAAUAUCUGAAAUCAGUUUCAGUAUUUUUGUCUUAAAUAGUAAGUACAAAAUGUUGCCUAGAAAUUGGGAGGAACCAGAAGAAUCUGGAAUAACUGUUGUGCAUGUGUACUAGUCAAAUUUUACAGUACUGAUUUUCAUAGAUUAUGAUGGCAAACAGAACACGAUAAGGUUAUAAAGCUGUCUUCUGUGUGUUGUGAGCAUCCCAGGUGUCAGUGUAAUCUAUGUUGCUAUUUAAUGUUUUUUAUAACCUCUCACUUACUGACUGCCUCAGUGCUUCUCCAUGCCCAGUUAUGGUAUUUUGGUGGCUGAGGAGAGGAAGAAAGAGGUAUGUGUUAGAUAGGAACUGAAAAACAAAGUUAAAACAAACCAAAUAGUCACACAGUUCAUAAGUACCUGGGAGGGAAAACCAGGAAAACGUUAUAAACUUUGUCUCUUUGAGGGAUGGAAUAAUUUCAUAAUUAACAGUGGUGAAAUAAGUUCUUAUGCCAUCCUUAAUACUUGCAAAACUGGAUGGAAAUAAAAUGGUUCCUGACUU